GUCCUAGUGACAUAGGACGGUGUUAGUUCGAACGACGUCUGAUGAUAAUUUGUCAAACUCUAUCCUCGGAGUUUUUCCAUAAUAAUGAAUACUUUCUAAUUGAUAUCCUAGAUAAUUAUAUAUGUUACACAUCUAAAAGUGCUCCCGAUAAGGUUUGUUCUGCCUUUAUUGAAGACUUGCCGUUGUUUUUUUCUAUUUACAAGUCUAGUUCUCCCAUAAUUUUUAUAAAAUUUCAAGUAAUACAUUGUGAUGUAGUUAUCAUCCUAGCAACAGCUGAAGCUUUUGAAAUUCUUCAGUUCUCAAAUACAUCUUUGGAGUAUCUAGAAAAGACAAAGUCUGUUGAGUAUGUCUCACGAGGCCCUCCAGUCCUACGAAUUGAUCCAUCUUUUUCUUUUGUUGUUAUUGGUGAUGGAAAACAUUUGAAAGCAUGGCAAUUCAAGGAGGCUCAGAAUACUUUAAAGUCAAUCGGGGUGCACUCAAAUAAUAUUAAAGAUAUUAAUUUUCAUCAUUCGAUCCCAAGUUUUGUUUUUGUACUUGCUGGCGACCUCUCGUGUAGAAUUUGGGAUAUACAAUCUUGUAAACCAAUACAUACAAUAAGCCCCCAAAGGAUCACUUCAUUUAGUUCGAUUUCCGUCGACAAUUGUAUUCCACUAGGCACAAAAGAUGGCCAGGUCUUAUCUAUCUGCCCUCGUUCUUUCCAAUGCAUUCAGUUGUGCGCACUUCCUGAACCAGUAAUCAGUAACGAUAAUAAUCCUCCGAAGAAUAAUCCGGUCAUCCACUCAACAAAUAUAAGAUCAUCAUGGUCGAAAAAUGAGACUUUUAAUCCAUCAAUUUCAACUGAGUUCUCAAAUGAAAUAGUUGCCUUUACAAUGGUGGAUUUGAUAUCUCUUCGUACUGAUAAUCACAUAUCAAGGGCUUCUAAACUCAGAUCAAGUUUAUCAGUCAUUUUGUCACGUGCCAACUUAUACAUACUGGACAUGUCUAAUCAUAAUAUUACAGCUAGUUGGAAAUGGACGGAUCUUAAGCUCUAUAAGUGGAUAUACAUAUCCAAUGCAGGAAUUACUUACAAUGCAAAAGCUGUCAACUUUUGGGUUCGUGGUAAUAAUGAUUGUGUUGGGUUUUUUAGUAUUCCAUUAGAAAAUUUUUUGACUAGAAUAAAUGAAUGCGAGAAUGUUUCAUCAUCAAACAAUUCACUGCAUUUAUCAUUUAUUGCUAAAGAUGAUCUAUUCACAAAUUCCGUGUUAAACACUUGCAAUAAAUAUCAACUUCAAACUAAUCCACCAACCAAGAAUAGAAGUCAAUUGUCAACAACAUUCAAUUUAAAAUCAUUAGACAAACCAGUGACAUUUGGACAUAAAAUUAAAUCUUCUGGUUAUGCAAAACAAGAACCAGUACGUACAACGUUUCUUCCCCUAAUUGAUAACCGUUCAAAACAAAGAAGUGCUUUAAAAUUAGAAAAUGAAGGGAAUUUUACAAAACUGACCAAAUCAUAUCCGAAUACUGAUGAACUGCCAAAUAUUCUUCAAAUACAUGGAUUUGUUGACUCUUGUACUACACCAAUCUAUAAAGUUGCAUAUUCACCUAACGGUAAUCGUUUAGCAUCAUGUUUGGGUAAUGGAAUUUGUUUGAUUACUCGUUGUAAUCAAAACACAUUGGAAGAAAAACAAAAGAAAUUCUUUUCUUCAGCUAAAGCAUUACGUGGUCAUUUAGGUCCUGUACUCUGGGCAUCUUGGUCAACAAACAGUUGUUUACUAUUAACUUGUUCAUCUGAUCGAACUGCACGUCUUUGGCGAUUUAUAGGAAGUAAUAAUGAAUUGAAUAAAAAGUCGAAUAUUAAACUGGGAUCAAUAACAACUCAACUGAUAUUCGAUUCAAUAUAUAAAGGAGCUACAAAUGAUUAUGGAGAAAAAGUUGGAUUGAAGACAAAAAACACAUAUCGUCAUGUACCAUUUGAAGAUCAUAUAUCAAUUGGAAAUUUUCACUAUAUGGAUUCAUUUGUAUAUUUAGUUUGUCAAAAUAUAAUACGUUUAUACACGUAUACACUAUCAAAUAAUGAGAAUAUUUUGAAAAAAAGUUCUGCUAAUAAUAGUUAUAAAUUGGUUGGUGAAUUUCCAAUAACCACUUGUAAUCAAUUAACUGCUGUGGCAUCUGUAAAUCUUUUCUACUCAUAUUUAAUGGUAUGUGCUGGAUCAGAUCGUCGUCUAUCGAUUUUAGACUUAAAUUGUGGACAGAUUAUUCAAGAAAUUCCAUCAGCACAUAAUAAGUGUAUAACAGGGAUUGCAUUAAAUCAGGGAUCAUUAUAUUCAAGUUUCAACAAUGAUUCCAUACAAAAUACUACUACUACUACUACAACACUUGGUACCGGUUAUACGGUGUAUGCAACAGUGGCACCGAAAGAUUGUAUACAAAUAUGGGAUUUGAGAGAAAAUCGUUAUCCUAUAUUGAAAUUGGCUAGAUUUUCAUCAGAAAUCUAUUCAAGUGGAUCAAGUAGAAAUGUACUCACUCCACCAGUCACUGCAGCAUUCAGUCCAUGUGGAACUAAAUUGUUAGUCGGUGGUACAGUGGAUGUCAACCAAUCAUCACCGGUUAUAUAUGAUGUACGGAAAGCUUGUGCACAUCCGCUGGCUAUAUUAAAUCAUGAAAUACGAAUGAAUAAUACUAGUCCAGCUACUGCAGUCGAUUGGCAUCCAUUAAAACCUGAGGUAUCUACCGGUUCUCAUGAUGGCCUAUUGUCAAUCUAUGGAAUUCAUAAACCAUAA
Schistosoma turkestanicum is the source of this 2759-nucleotide messenger RNA. NCBI's taxonomy places the organism in Eukaryota, Metazoa, Platyhelminthes, Trematoda, Strigeidida, Schistosomatidae. The record is from the annotation of a GenBank genome assembly.